Molecule: messenger RNA, 1299 nt
Organism: Periophthalmus magnuspinnatus
Lineage: Eukaryota; Metazoa; Chordata; Actinopteri; Gobiiformes; Gobiidae
Gene: ing1
Product: inhibitor of growth family, member 1
Exons: 4
Coding region: 133-1056 (307 amino acids)
Biological process (GO): positive regulation of DNA-templated transcription
Cellular component (GO): nucleus
Source: RefSeq, a predicted model, not a curated record
UGAAUGACGACACUGUCCACGUGAUGCAGUGCUAGCAGCACGCAGAGUAAACUAGCAUCUCGACAGGGCUCACGACAACAAGAAUAACACGUUUGACUCAUCGAAAGAGCCAACAUUUACACGGGAGCGGACAUGUUAAACCCAACCAAUGGCGAACCAGGCCAUGUCGUCAAAUACGUGGAGGAAUAUCUGGACCUUGUGGAGUCUCUGCCUUGUGAUUUGCAGCGAAGUGUGUCCAUCAUGAAGGAAAUUGACGCCAAAUAUCAGGAUGUCCUGAUCGAGCUUGAUGAGGCUUAUGAAAAAUAUUGCCAAGAAAAUGACUCUGUGCAAAGGCGAAAACUUCAGUUAUCAAUUCAGCGAGCCUUGAUCCGAAGUCAGGAGCUUGGAGAUGAAAAGAUUCAAAUCGCUGGACAAAUGGUGGAGUUGGUGGAGAAUCGAACACGCCAGAUGGAUUGGCACUCAGAAGUGCUCCUGUCCUCUCAAGAAGUUCCAGAAAGUCACGUGACAACAGCCACUUCACUAACGACCACUGCAGCCUCCCUCACAACAUCAGCAGCAGCAGCAUCAUCUAUAACACCAGGCAAAACUGGUCACCAUGAGAAAAAACGGGAUGAGGUUACUCUAAGCUCCGGUGGUGCAGACAAGACAGGAGGAAAACGCUCGAGGCGGCAGAAAAAUGGAGAGAAUCGUGAAAGUUACGGGGGUUUAGAUCAUUCUGAAGAUGUAGGAGGAGGGGCAUCACGAGAGAAAAGAGCAAAAGCAUCUUCUAAAAAGAAGAAAAGAUCUAAAGGAAAGUCUGAGCGUGAAGUGUCUCCCCCAGAUUUGCCAAUUGACCCUGAUGAGCCCACAUACUGUCUGUGUGAACAGGUGUCCUACGGUGAGAUGAUUGGCUGUGAUAAUGAUGAAUGUCCCAUUGAGUGGUUCCACUUCUCCUGUGUUGGGCUACAUCACAAGCCCAAAGGCAAAUGGUACUGUCCGAAGUGUCGGGGGGACAAUGAGAAGACUAUGGACAAGGCCUUAGAGCGGGCAAAGAAGGAGAGGGCUUACAACAGGUAGCAUGGCUAUCUGUGCCUUUGAACUUUGUAGUAUUAAUGUGAUAUCUUUCCAAUUUGUAUUUACAGUUAGCGCAGUUUAAACAGCCAUUAGAGAAUGUCCUUGUAAAAUUAUUUUUGCAAACAAAAUCAUUUUGACCAGAGUACUCCUUUCUCAAAAACGUAUCUGCAUGCGUCAACAACUCCUGCACUUACCUUGUUUCCAUUAUUCAAUGAAUGCAAGUUGUACAUUAAAGGUAUUUUCAGA